Molecule: messenger RNA, 464 nt
Organism: Brienomyrus brachyistius
Lineage: Eukaryota; Metazoa; Chordata; Actinopteri; Osteoglossiformes; Mormyridae
Gene: rps21
Product: ribosomal protein S21
Exons: 6
Coding region: 166-417 (83 amino acids)
Biological process (GO): endonucleolytic cleavage to generate mature 3'-end of SSU-rRNA from (SSU-rRNA, 5.8S rRNA, LSU-rRNA); endonucleolytic cleavage in ITS1 to separate SSU-rRNA from 5.8S rRNA and LSU-rRNA from tricistronic rRNA transcript (SSU-rRNA, 5.8S rRNA, LSU-rRNA); translation
Cellular component (GO): cytosolic small ribosomal subunit; ribosome
Molecular function (GO): structural constituent of ribosome
Source: RefSeq, a predicted model, not a curated record
GUUCCGAGAGAGCGAACGUCGCCUAGCAACGUCGUCGUGACAGCGGAAGUAGUUGUCGCGAGCGCCCACAUACUUGCUAACAGUUUCCAGGUCCUUCUAUCUUCCUUUUCUUGUCAGCCAUUUCUGAAAGGAGUCACUUGGUGGCAGUUACAGAAACGAAGUAGGAUGCAGAACGACGCUGGUGAAUUCGUGGACUUGUACGUCCCUCGCAAGUGCUCCGCUAGCAACAGAAUCAUCGGCGCCAAAGACCAUGCUUCUAUUCAGAUCAACAUUGCCGAUGUUGACAAGACAACGGGCAGAUUCAAUGGCCAGUUUAAAACCUACGCCAUCUGUGGAGCCAUCCGAAGAAUGGGUGAGGCGGAUGACUCCCUGCUGAGGCUGGCAAAGAAUGAUGCCAUUGUGUCCAAGAACCUUUAAAUGAAGAUGCAUUUUGCAGCCUGGAUAAAUAAAAAAGUUAAACUGUC